Messenger RNA from Oryza brachyantha (malo sina), 1650 nucleotides. RefSeq lists its product as uncharacterized. Gene Ontology annotation, molecular function: protein binding. The record is from RefSeq and is a predicted model, not a curated record. NCBI's taxonomy places the organism in Eukaryota, Viridiplantae, Streptophyta, Magnoliopsida, Poales, Poaceae. The transcript is spliced from 2 exons. Bases 14 to 1210 code for a protein of 398 amino acids.
UCCAAAUCUGACAAUGGCCGAGAUCACCGGCGGCCAAUCCUCGCCGGCAGCCGUGGCGGCGGCGGCGACGGAGGCUAUGCCGGACGACGUGCUCGCCGAGAUCCUCCUCCGCCUCCCGUCCCACCCUUCCUCCCUCUCCCAUGCGUCCUUCGUCUGCAAGCGCUGGAGCCGCCUGGUCCAAAAUCCUAGCUUCCUCUGCCGCUUCCGCGCAUUCCAUCAAACACCUCCCGUGCUCGGCUUCUUCCACAACUCCUCUCUGGGCUCCGUCUUCGUCCCCACCGGGGGCCCGCCCGGCCGCAUCGACGUCGAUGCCGCCUCCAUCAGCACGGGCGGGGACAACGGCGGGUGGUGGCUCGUCGACUGCCGCCACGGCCGCGUCCUCCUCCGCAGCAAGGACUGGGGCGAGGCGCUCGUGUGGGACCCCAUGACCGGGGCCAGCACCCGCAUCACCGUCCCCGGCCAGAUUCACGCGGGCGGCAACGACCACAGCGCCACCGUGUUCUGCGCCGCGCCGGCAGCGGGCGCCGACUGCCGCUCGAGCCCCUUCCACGUGGCCAUCGUGUUCGUCCGCGACGACGGCGUGUUCGGCUGCGUGUACUCGUCGCUGGACGCCGCGUGGGGCGAGCUGAUCUCCGCGCCAUUGCCGUCCUUACUGUGCAUGAUCUACGACGAGCCUCCUGCGCUGGUCGGGGGAGCCCUGUACUGGCUCAUCAAUGGGAAUCGCAUGCUCAAGUUCGAACUCGCCACCCAGAGUCUGGCCACGGUUUCUCGGCUGGCGCCGGCGGAGAUGCCUGCCACCCACAGGUGGAACGUCCGAGCCAUCAAUCUGGGAGAUGACGUUCUUGGCAUUGCCUUCUUCAAGGAUUUCAGCCUGCAGCUGUGGGCGCGGGAGGUCGCCGAUGACGGCGCGGCGAAAUGGGUUCUGCGCAGGGCCAUUGAGAUGAACAAGCUUCUUAGGCUGCCUAUGGUGCCGAGCGGCGAACUUCACCGUAUGGUGCACAUUUGGAUCUGUGGGUUCUCCGGCGAUGGAAAUGUGGUGGUUGUAGGGACCCCUGCUGGCAUUUUUCAGGUUUGGCUCGACACACUGGAGUUCAAGAAGGCCCCUGAUGGCACGCUGCUCGUCAAGACUGUUCAUCCCUAUGAGAGCUUUUAUGUUCCAAAUGGAAGAGGAGAGCACAAGGCUGCUGAACUGGAGGGCCAGGCUGCCUAGGCAGGUGGUAAGUGUGUUCUUCAGCACCUAGCUAGUUUGGAUGAAAAUCGUGCUUGGGACAAUUGGAUGAAUAAACACAGGAGGAUAUCACUACCUGUUGCAAUGCCUGUUGAUUUUCAGUUCUCUUUAGCUGAUCAUCAAACUGGUAGAUGUUGGUUACAGUCUGGUGUUUUAAACUCGAGUUUUGUUGUAAACCAGCGGUUGAUAUACAUGGUGGGAUGGCACCAUGUGAACAACCUGGCUGAUGCUUUGAUCUGUUUGCUGGAAGGUGGUGUGGGGCUAUAUGAACUUCGUAGCUCUGUUUGGAUUACAAAUAAAAACAGGUUUUCUUAAAACAAGUUUGAUUUUGACUUUUUUUCCUUAAGAAUCACUUUUAGGUUGUUAGUCUGUUAUGUGAUUUAUCUAAAUCAUGUAUUGGGGAGUUUUGAGAUAAAUGUGUU